Messenger RNA from Eruca vesicaria subsp. sativa (arugula), 570 nucleotides. The record is from the annotation of a GenBank genome assembly. NCBI's taxonomy places the organism in Eukaryota, Viridiplantae, Streptophyta, Magnoliopsida, Brassicales, Brassicaceae.
AUGGCUACAAUCACCACACCUUUCGUACCAUCCCUAGGUUCUAACCGCGUUUCUAAGUCAAGCCCCGGCGCGUGGCUCAUCCUCCGGCCUGAUGGCUACAUAAUGAAGCCAUGGGGUCGUCUCGAGGCAUGGCGUGAUAAGCCUGGCUUUCUCGGUUACCGGUUCCAUCGACUUCAAGAAGAUAUGGCUACUGAAAUCUCCUCAUCGUCUUCGAUCAAGACAAAACUGGGAGGGAGUUUUGUCAUCGAUGGAACCAUCACUGCCGCGGACACCAACACAGCUGCUUCUUUGACACUUUCAGUUGGAAGUUUUGACAUUUCGUCGGGGUUCAGUAUUGGAUCAUCAAAAACCCGUUCAGGAUGCGGGUCGGAUUUUUUUAUGUCGACCAGGGUGGAAAGAGUUCAGAAACAUAGCAGGCCUAAGGUGGAAGUAGUGGAUACAUACGUGGAAUGCGUGGAGGAUGCGGCGGCGUACGUGGCUUUGGCUGCGGCGGUGGAUUUAAGCAUGGAUGCAUGUAGGCUAUUUUCUCACAAGAUAAGGAAAGAGCUGAGACCACCAAGAAUUGUUUGA